Messenger RNA from Vicugna pacos (alpaca), 1279 nucleotides. It is a transcript of the gene ASB9, whose product is annotated as ankyrin repeat and SOCS box containing 9. Gene Ontology annotation, molecular function: protein binding. Gene Ontology annotation, biological process: protein ubiquitination; intracellular signal transduction; positive regulation of protein catabolic process. The record is from RefSeq and is a predicted model, not a curated record. NCBI's taxonomy places the organism in Eukaryota, Metazoa, Chordata, Mammalia, Artiodactyla, Camelidae.
UCAGCAACUUUGCAGACUUGGGGCUGGGGGGCUGUUGUGGGCUUUGGGCAGCCUCCAGCCAGCUAGGUGGAGUGUGUGUGUGUGCGUGCGUGCGCGCGCGCGCGUGUGUGUGGGCGCGCGUGUCUGACCACAGGUAGUAUUCAGAUUACCCUGCCUGUUCUGGUCUGUUCUCUGCCAUCUGACCAGGACGGUACAGCUCAGCCGGUCCCAGCACUGGAAUUUCCCAGGAGCUGGGGGAGCAUGGAAUUUGGACUUUCCUGAGCAGCUGAAGUGAAGCGCGGCGCUUGUCAGACCCAGGAGAGCACCAUGGAUGGCGAACCGCGGGGCAGGGACGACAGCAAGCUGCCGAGGCCAGGAGGCCCUCCUGACGUCAGGCUCCUUUCAAACCCAUUGAUGGGGGAUGUUGUAUCUGAUUGGUCUCCUGUGCACGAAGCUGCAGUCCAUGGACGUUUGCUGUCUUUGAGGAACCUCAUCAGCCAGGGGUGGCCUGUGAACCUCAUCACGGCAGAUUAUGUGUCCCCACUCCAUGAAGCCUGUCUUGGAGGUCAUCCUUCUUGUGCAAACAUUUUAUUAAAGCAUGGAGCUCAGGUGAAUGGUGUUACUGCAGACUGGCACACUCCCUUGUUUAAUGCUUGUGUCAGCGGCAGCCAGGAGUGUGUGAAUUUGCUUCUGCAGCAUGGAGCCAGCCCCCACCCUGCAAGUGAUCUGGCCUCCCCCAUCCACGAAGCUGCUAAGAGAGGCCAUGUGGAGUGCAUCGAGUCUCUUGCGGCUCAUGGGGGCGACAUUGACCAUAACAUCAGCCAUCUGGGCACACCAUUAUAUCUGGCUUGUGAAAACCUGCAGGUAGCCUGUGCCAAGAAGCUUCUGGAAUCAGGAGCAAGUGUGAACCAAGGCCGGGGACUGGACUCCCCUCUUCACGCGGUGGCCAGGGCGUCCAAUGGGGAGCUGGCCUGCUUGCUCAUGGACUUCGGAGCAGACACUCAGGCCAAGAAUGCUGAAGGCAAACGUCCCUCGGAGCUGGUGCCUCCAGAGAGCCCCCUGACCGAGCUCUUCUUGCAGAGAGAAGGGCCCCCUUCUUUGAUGCAGUUGUGCCGCCUUAGAAUUUGGAAGUGCUUUGGAAUCCAGCAGCAUCAUAAGAUCACUGGCCUCAGCCUCCCUGAGGAGCUGAAACGGUUUCUCCUACACAUUUAAGUGUGUCAAGGGAAUGGAGUCACAAACAACAGACAAACGUUAAGGGUUGAGACCCCUGAGGUUUUAAAAUAAAAUCAGGUUUAUAGAA